Molecule: messenger RNA, 745 nt
Organism: Drosophila navojoa
Lineage: Eukaryota; Metazoa; Arthropoda; Insecta; Diptera; Drosophilidae
Gene: ND-SGDH
Product: NADH dehydrogenase (ubiquinone) SGDH subunit
Cellular component (GO): respiratory chain complex I
Source: RefSeq, a predicted model, not a curated record
GGCAGCCCUUGUUUUGACUGACCGACGUUCACGUUAUUUUGGUAUAAAGCACAAUAGCGUAAAAUUUCAUAAAAAUGGUUGGUUGGAGCCGUUUGCUGCUGCCAGCGGCACAAUUCGCAAAGAAUGGGGCUGUACUGCUUACACCUGCCACAAGGAAUGCCCUGCAGCAGCAAUUGCGCCGAAUGGGAAGUGAUCAUGGACACCAUCACAUGACUAUUAAGCCCUCACGCUUCCAGUGGGAUAAGUUCAAGGAUCUAUUGCACUUUUACGUAAUGAUUGGCGUACUGCCGAUCACCGCCCUGGUGUUAUAUGCAAACAUCUUCGUGGGACCCUCACAGUUGGCCGAAAUACCCGAAGACUACGAACCCAAGCAUUGGGAAUACGAGAAGAAUCCUAUUUCCCGGUUUAUUGCUCGGUAUAUUUUAACCUCGCAGCAACAGGAAUACGAGAAAGCGCUGCACAACAUCUUUGAGGAGAACGAAAAGGCGCAAAUCCGCCUGCUCGAGGAAAAGAUUCGCAAAAAGAUGUCCGAACGCAACGACUACCAAGCCUACUAUUAUCGCCCAUCUGUAGCCAAAUAUCACAGAAUAUCCAAGGAGGCAGCCGAUGAGCUGGAAGCACUGCGUGGCGACUAAGCCAUUAGCCUAUUUAAAUCUUAUUGAUUACGAGAAAUUGUUUUCAAAUGUGGUCCUUUAAUAGACGUAAUUAAGACCUCUCUUUGAGGGAAAUAAAAAUGUGAAAUUUA